AUGAGAGAGAGAGAUGGACAGGUUAAGACAACUAAACAAACGAAAAGGCAUCAUUUUUCUAUCUAUCUAUCUAUCUAUCUAUCUAUCUAUCUAUCUAUCUAUCUAUCUUCUUUCAAACUGAAAAUUAAUCUUUUAUACGGUACCAUAUUAAAUGCUUUCGCGAAAUCCAGUGUUUCACGCUUUUUUCUCUCUCUCGCGUCCUCACCUAACAUCUGUUCCCGCCCAAAUAACAUCCCCCACCCCACUUUGUCCUUUCUGACUUUCUUUUCGAUUUCUUCUAUUCCGCGUUCUUUUCUGUCACCAAGGCGCGGGUCGACAUCAAACGCUGUUGCUUUCUUGAGCGCUCUCAAAAAAGGGCAUUACUUUUGCCUCUCUCUCUCUCUCUCUCUCUCUCUCUCUUUUAUACUUCCCAAAUCCUCCCUUUCACAACCUCGCUUUCACAUUAGUGUGUCAGCUGCUUUUCUAUCUAUCUAUCUAUCUAUCUAUCUAUCUAUCUAUCUAUCUAUCUAUCACUUUUAA
Acanthosepion pharaonis is the source of this 519-nucleotide messenger RNA. Lineage: Eukaryota; Metazoa; Mollusca; Cephalopoda; Sepiida; Sepiidae. The record is from the annotation of a GenBank genome assembly.